AUGGCAAUGGCCACGACAACAUUAUGUCCUGAUUGUGAUAAACAAGAAGGUAUUGUACCAUGUCUCGGAUGUAAAAAGAUUUUUUGUGUAAAACAUUUUCAAAUUCAUCGUCAAAAUCUUUCUGUUGAACUUGAAAAUGUUGUUACUCGACGUAAUACAUUACAAGAAUAUUAUUUUAAUACUGUUGCUUCGAGUUUUGAUCCAACGAAAUUCGAAGCUUGGAGUGCCGUUGAUGAAUGGGAACAAAAAAUCAAAGAACAAGCACGACAAAUUGCUGGUGAAGCCAGAAAACAACUCGACGCACAUUCUAAACAAUCUCGUACUCAAAUUGAAAAUAGAUUAAAUCAAAUGACUGAAACUAUUCAACAAAAAAUGGAACGAGAAAAUUUUGUAGAAGAAGAUAUUGAAAAAUUAACUCAUGAAAUCGAUCAGAUUGAAGAAGGUAUGCAGAAUAAUAAAUUUCAUCCUCGCAUCGAAAUUAUAUCUGAACCCAUUGAUUGGAAAGCAUCAUUACAAGUGAAACUUGUAAUAGAAAAUGAACCGAAAAAUGAAAAAAUAAAACCGUCUACCUCACCACCACCACCAUCAUUAUCAUCGGUUGCACCAGUCGUUUCAUCGAAAGCAAAUUAUCCACCAUCAGUUCAACGAAAAUGUUUUACAUGUGGAGCAGAUACAUGGCAAAAAGAAUGUAAAUGUUGUAGUCAUACUUAUUGUGGUUGGCAUUUAAAACGACACGCCAAUGAAUCGAAAAAACAUUAG
Molecule: messenger RNA, 759 nt
Organism: Rotaria socialis
Lineage: Eukaryota; Metazoa; Rotifera; Eurotatoria; Philodinida; Philodinidae
Source: the annotation of a GenBank genome assembly